This is a messenger RNA of Apodemus sylvaticus (European woodmouse), 1026 nucleotides long. Its product is annotated as mas-related G-protein coupled receptor member B5-like. NCBI's taxonomy places the organism in Eukaryota, Metazoa, Chordata, Mammalia, Rodentia, Muridae. Gene Ontology annotation, cellular component: membrane. Gene Ontology annotation, molecular function: G protein-coupled receptor activity. Gene Ontology annotation, biological process: G protein-coupled receptor signaling pathway. Bases 52 to 1026 code for a protein of 324 amino acids. The transcript has a single exon. The record is from RefSeq and is a predicted model, not a curated record.
GUGUUCAUAUCUCUGCUUCUCUGCAGGAAUGACAGUGGAAAAUUCCCAAGCAUGGGUCCAACCACCCCAGCCUGGAACAUUAACAACACAGCAGUGAAUGAAAGUUACAACCCUGAACAUUUCUCCUGUAUCAUUGAGUUCAAUACUCUGAGUAUUCUUACUGUCAUCAUUACCAUGGUUGGACUGACAGGAAAUGCCAUAGUGCUGUGGAUUCUAGCCUUCCACAUGAAUAGGAAUGCCUUCUCAACCUAUGUCCUCAACCUGGCUGGUGCUGAUUUCUUGUACCUUUGCACUCAGAUUUUGCGUUCCCUGGAGUGUGUCUUUCCGUUAAACAUAAGAAACUUCAAAUUUCUCUACAUUGUAUUAAUGUUUGCUUACCUUGCAGGUUUGUGUAUGAUUGCAGCCAUUGCUGCUGAGCGCUACCUAUCUGUUGUGUGGCCCAUCUGGUAUCACUGCCAAAGACCAAGACACACAUCAGCCAUCAUGUGUGCUCUGCUCUGGGCUCUCUGUAUAAUGUUGAGCCUCCUGUAUGGGGAAGGUUGUGGCUUCUUGCUCAGUCAAUAUAAUAUUUCUUUCUGCAUUACUUGUGAAUUAAUCAUUAUGGCACUUAUAAUAAUAUUAUCUGUGGUUCCAUCUGUGUCCAGCAUGGCCCUGUUGGUCAAGAUCAUCUGUGGAUCACACAGGAUUCAUGUGACCAGGUUCUAUGUGACCAUUGCUCUCACAGUGGUAGUCUUCUUAUUCUUUGGUCUGCCCUUUGGGAUCUACUGGUCUCUCGUGCCAUGGGUUACGCAUAAUGGAAUAAUUUUCUCUGAUAAGGUUAAGAAAGUGAUAAAAUGCCUGUCCUGUGUUAACAGCUGUGCCAAUCCCAUCAUUUACUUCCUCGUUGGCUCCAUUAGGCAAGGCAGGUUUCAACCACAGACUCUGAAGCUACUUCUGCAGAGAGCCAUGCAGGACACUCCUGAGAAAGAGAGUGGAAAGAGGGGUCCUUCACAAGACGGGGAAACUGGAAACAGUCCAGUGCAGUAG